Ceratotherium simum simum (southern white rhinoceros) is the source of this 972-nucleotide messenger RNA. RefSeq names its product olfactory receptor 4F15. Gene Ontology annotation, biological process: G protein-coupled receptor signaling pathway. Gene Ontology annotation, cellular component: membrane. Lineage: Eukaryota; Metazoa; Chordata; Mammalia; Perissodactyla; Rhinocerotidae. Gene Ontology annotation, molecular function: olfactory receptor activity; G protein-coupled receptor activity. The record is from RefSeq and is a predicted model, not a curated record.
AUUCUGGUGUCUGAGGCAAUGGAUGGAAGGAAUCACUCCAUAGUGUCACAGUUUGUAUUCCUAGGACUCACCAAUGCGUGGGGGAUGCAACUUCUCCUUUUUGUCUUCUCCUUCUUGUUCUACUUUGCAAGCAUGAUGGGAAACCUUGUCAUUGUGUUCACUGUAACCCUAGAUGCUCAUCUACACUCUCCCAUGUAUUUCCUCCUGGCCAACCUCUCAGUCAUUGAUAUGUUAUUUUGCUCCAUCAUAGACCCUAAAAUUAUUUGUGAUAUUUUCGAGAAGCACAAAGCCAUCUCUUUUUGUGGCUGUAUUACCCAGAUCUUCUGUAGUCAUGCUGUUGGGGGCACUGAGAUGGUGCUGCUCAUAGGCAUGGCCUUCGACAGAUAUGUGGCCAUAUGUAAACCUCUCCACUACCUGACCAUCAUGAGCCCAAGAAUGUGUCUAUACAUUUGUGUCACUUCCUGGAUCAUUGGCUUGAUCCAUUCAUUGGUUCAAUUAGCUUUUGUGGUAGAUUUGCCUUUUUGUGGCCCUAACGUAUUGGACAGUUUUUACUGUGACCUUCCCCGGCUCCUCAGACUUUCCUGCACAAACACCCAAGAACUGGAGUUCGUGGUCACUGUCAAUAGUGGGCUCAUUUCUGUGGGCUCCUUUGUUUUGCUGGUCAUUUCCUACAUCUUCAUUUUGUUCACUGUUUGGAAACAUUCUUCUGGUGGUUCAUCCAAGGCCCUCUCCACUUUGUCAGAGCACAUCAUUGUGGUGGUUUUGUUCUUUGGGCCACUGAUGUUUUUCUACACAUGGCCUUCUCCCACAUCACACCUGGAUAAAUAUCUUGCUAUUUUUGAUGCAUUUAUCACUCCUUUUCUGAAUCCAGUCAUCUACACAUUCAGGAACCAAGAGAUGAAAGUGACAAUGAAGAGAUUGUGUAGUCAUCUUAUGCAUUACAGGAAGAUUUUGUAAAUGGAUGGCUGUGAA